Molecule: messenger RNA, 490 nt
Organism: Zea mays
Lineage: Eukaryota; Viridiplantae; Streptophyta; Magnoliopsida; Poales; Poaceae
Product: EAG1d
Exons: 1
Coding region: 51-341 (96 amino acids)
Source: RefSeq, marked predicted
GGCGACGAAGACAAUCCUCUACCAAGAAGAGGACUGAUCGAUUGAGACAGAUGGACGGCGGCAAGGGGAGCGGGAUUGGUGGCAAUGAUGGCAAGAGCGGCGAUGGCAAGACCGGCGGCAGCGCUGUCAAGGGAGGAGGCUCCUACUCCGGGGGAGGCGCGGGCUCGGGCAACUCAGGUGUCGGAGUUGCGGGGCAUGGUGAUGGUGCUGAGAAGUCGGGCUCCGGCCGCGACGGCAUGAUGAAGGCUCCCGGCGGCGGCGGCUACAUCCUCCGCUCCGACUUCGAGGCCAACCCGAAAGAGUUCUUCCAGGGCCUCCACCAGGGAGGAGGCAAAAAGUAGAUAAAUCUUGCUAGACUUGUUAGCAAGCUAGCUGCUUGUUGCAUGACAAGCUAGCGUGGGAUUUGUGAUCCUGAAUGAAUGUAUGGGCCGUCAUCAGUCUCCGUAGCCUCUAAAUAAAAUGUUAAGCUGCUUGAUCGUUUUUGGACAUC